UUACAGGGUCUCAAAAUGAGUGGGAAAAUUCAGGUGUACCAUCAGCGAAGUGAAAGGCAAACCAAAGCAUGCAGAUUCACUCAAAGAGCAGUAGCCAUGUCUUCCAGUUCAGCAAUGUUGCGGAUCCUGAUCAAGGGCGGGAAAGUAGUGAACGAUGACUGCACUCAGGAGGCAGACGUUUACAUUGAGAACGGAAUAAUCCAGCAGGUCGGGAAGGAGCUGAUGAUCCCAGGAGGGGCCAAGGUGAUCGACGCCUCAGGGAAACUGGUGCUUCCUGGGGGCAUCGACACCAGCGUCCACCUGGAGGAGACCUUCAUGAAUGCUGUGACAGCAGAUGAUUACUACAGUGGCACUAAGGCUGCUUUAGCUGGAGGCACAACAAUGGUGAUCGGACAUGUUCUGCCAGAGAGAAAUGAGUCUUUGCUGGAAGCCUACGAGAAGUGUCGCAGCUCAGCAGACUCUAAAUCCUGCUGUGACUAUGCUCUGCACGUGGGAGUUACAUGGUGGGGACCCAAGGUACAAGCUGAGAUGGAAAAGCUUGUACGGGAAAAAGGUGUGAAUUCCUUCCAGAUGUUCAUGGCAUAUAAGGACACGUUCAUGCUGAGAGACAGCGAGCUCUUCCAAGCCCUGCAGCACUGUAAGGACAUCGGAGCCGUGGCGAGGGUCCAUGCUGAGAAUGGGGAGCUGGUGGCCGAGGGUGCGAAGGAAGUAUUAGAGCUGGGCAUCAGUGGUCCAGAGGGAAUUGAAAUCAGUCGUCCUGAAGAGCUGGAAGCGGAGGCAACACACAGAGCAAUUAUAAUUGCCAACAGGGCUCACUGCCCGAUUUAUCUCGUCAAUGUGUCCAGCAUGUCUGCAGGAGAUGUAGUGGCUUCAGCCAAGAUGCAAGGUAAGGUUGUUCAUGGAGAAACAACCACGGCACACGCUGUCCUGAAUGGCAUGCAGUACUAUCAUCAGGACUGGUGUCAUGCUGCCGCCCAUGUCACUGUGCCUCCUCUUCGUCUGGACUCCAGUACUCCCAACUACCUACUGAGUCUGCUGGGAAAUGACACUUUGAAUGUUGUGGCGUCAGACCAUCGUCCUUUCACCAUCAAGCAGAAAGCCAUGGGCAAGGAUGAUUUCACAAAGAUCCCCUGCGGCCUUCCUGGUAUUCAGGACCGGAUGAGUGUGAUCUGGGAGAAAGGAGUGAUUGGAGGUAAAAUAGAUGAGAAUCGCUUUGUUGCGGUCACAAGCUCAAAUGCAGCCAAGAUCUACAACCUCUACCCCCGGAAAGGCCGGAUCAUUCCAGGAGCAGAUGCUGAUGUGGUGGUCUGGGACCCUGAAGGAUCCAAGACGAUUUCAGUAGAUAACCAGUUCCAGGGAGGGGAUGUAAACCUUUACGAAGGCCUCCGUUGUCAUGGUGUGCCUUUGGUUACCAUCAGCCGUGGACGUCUGGUCUAUGAAAAUGGCAUGUUUACAUGUGCCGAGGGUUCUGGGAACUUUUUCCCGUUAAGGACUUUCCCAGAUUAUCUCUACAAGAAGAUGGUCCAGAGGGAAAAGAGCCAGGCAGUAAAACCUGUUGAACGAGAGCCCUACACAGGUGAAGUUGUUGCCGUAGUAAAUUCAGGGAAGAGGGACUUAGGAGCUCCAGAACUGGACACCCCAACACGUCCAUGCACACGACAUGGGGGCUUAAGGGACCUCCAUGAGUCCAGCUUCAGCUUGUCUGGUGUUCAGAUUGAUGACAACGUUCCAAAGAGAUCCUCAGCCAGAAUCCUGGCCCCUCCUGGAGGCAGAUCUAGCGGAAUCUGGUAACUAAGCAGUCAUCUGACGCAGAAGAAAGAAGACUUGGGGAAACAUGUGACCAAGCAAGACUUGUUUUUCUGUCUGGAAUCUUAGAUCAUGUUUUUUUUUUUUAACUGCAGUUUUGCAGAAUGACCUGGGAAACACUCCUUAUAUGGUAAUAGCAACGAGAAUUCAGUCAAAAGUUAAUUAAAAUAUGAGCUGCAGAAAAUGUUAGCUGCAAUUGAUUUACUUUGAAUCUUGUUAGGAAUAUGAAGUGAGUCAUGGUUUUACAAUGCAGUUGUGUUACCUCACUAUACAAUAMAAUUUUGCACUUGUAUCGUGUACUAAUUAGAUGCCUUUUACAUAAUUUAAUGCCACAACAUGUUCUGUUACUGCAAACAAUGGUGAAUGAAAUACACUUACUUAUCACAAAGACAUUGACAUAUGUUAGGUAUUGAAGGAAUUGUUGCUAACUAUUGUUUUGUUUGUAAAUAGCAUUGUUUGUGUUGAUUUAAUUUGAUGAUUGAGCUUAUUAGCUUAUUGACAUAUGUAGAAGAAUGACGUUCCAUUGUUAUCUGGUUUGCAUUUAAGAUUGUGUUUACACAGAUGGGCUUCUUUUAGGCCCAGUGAAUAUGUAUGAACCUCUGAAAUGAUCAAGCACAACUACUGAUUGUGUUGCACAACAUUUUUGUGAUCAUACUUCUCUCCAAAAGCAAAAUGUGUAGCUCUGAUUUAUUUCCACAGCUGAGCGCAGCAGCACCCUCACAUAUGCUGUACAUUGAUCAGUCAUUUUCUCUCUCUCUCUCUUUUUUUUUUUUGUAAAAACAAAACAAAAAAAUUAGUAGCAUAUCACUGUUAGCACAUGUGGGAGAAGGGCUGGACGGUAAAUUUCUGACAUUAAUGCCAGGUUUGUUGAGUUUGUUCAACAAGAAUAGAAAGGUUCUUGUACAUUUUUUAAUUUUCCUGUUAUUCCUUAAAUGUAUUUUUUUUUUCUCUUUCUCAUUAUGAGUUUGUACGAUUUGCCUUUAAAAUAGUCUUAGUUUUUCAUGUUUUAGGUUUUAGMCAAAGAUCAUCUUAUGUUGUAACGUCACCCCAGCCUUUUCGGUCAAACAUUGAUAAUGUCAACUGUUCAGAUGUUGAUAUUGCAAGAAUUCACUCAAAGUAUGUGCUGUGAAUGAAUCAGAAACCACUACAUUAAUUUUUUUUUAGCAUUUUGUGUCGAAUAAUGUUGAUUAGCUGGAUUGACUUCAAAAGUUAAUCAGUUAUAGAUGUACAGCCAGUGUUUACUUUCUGAAGGUUUCACUAAUAUCUGACUACUGGUUCAUGAGAUACUUUGUUAACAGAGAAACAGGGUUGUUUCUAAGCAAAGCUCUGAUUUUGUUCUGCUUUUGUUCGGUGUUAGAAUCCCCACAACUCWUUUUUUUUUUUUACCAGUUUCUUUGCUUGUUUUUACAAUACUCCAGUGAUUCUCUCAUGUACUUUGGUGCUGAACAAUGUGYUGUCACAUUGAAUUCCUCUCCUUUUUUCCUUGCAGCUUGUUAUUACAUGAUUUAAGUGCAAAUAAAAACAAAAGAAAUCUUA
This is a messenger RNA of Austrofundulus limnaeus, 3342 nucleotides long. RefSeq names its product dihydropyrimidinase-related protein 5. The coding region runs from base 16 to 1791 and encodes 591 amino acids. Lineage: Eukaryota; Metazoa; Chordata; Actinopteri; Cyprinodontiformes; Rivulidae. The record is from RefSeq and is a predicted model, not a curated record. Gene Ontology annotation, cellular component: cytosol; cytoplasm. Gene Ontology annotation, molecular function: hydrolase activity, acting on carbon-nitrogen (but not peptide) bonds, in cyclic amides. The transcript has 14 exons.